AUGAUGUCCAUCAAGGCAUUGCGAAGCGCUGUUUCGGCGAGCGUUCGCGUGGGCACUGUCGCCCGUGCGCAGCAGGCCCGGGUUGCUUUCCCCCUCAUCUCCACAGCCAGGAAGUACCACGAGAAUGUGCUUGACCAUUACGAGAACCCCCGCAACGUGGGAUCGCUGGACAAGUCCAAGAAGACUGUCGGUACCGGCGUUGUUGGCGCACCAGCCUGCGGCGACGUCAUGAAGCUUCAGAUUGAGGUGGAUGAUGAGGGGCGCAUUGUGGAGGCUAAGUUCAAGACGUUUGGCUGCGGCUCCGCCAUUGCUUCCAGCUCCCUGGCCACAGUCAUGCUCAAGGGCAAGACGCUGGAUGAGGCCAUGUCCAUCAAGAACACAGACCUCGCUAAGGAGCUGCGGCUACCCCCCGUCAAGCUGCACUGCUCGAUGCUUGCUGAGGAUGCCAUCCAUGCGGCCAUCAAGGAUUACACCACCAAGAACGAGGCCCAAGCCACCACAGCCUGA
Salpingoeca rosetta is the source of this 507-nucleotide messenger RNA. RefSeq names its product iron-sulfur cluster assembly enzyme ISCU. Gene Ontology annotation, biological process: intracellular iron ion homeostasis; iron-sulfur cluster assembly. Gene Ontology annotation, cellular component: cytoplasm; mitochondrial matrix. Gene Ontology annotation, molecular function: 2 iron, 2 sulfur cluster binding; ferrous iron binding. The transcript has 5 exons. The record is from RefSeq and is a predicted model, not a curated record. NCBI's taxonomy places the organism in Eukaryota, Choanoflagellata, Craspedida, Salpingoecidae. Bases 1 to 507 code for a protein of 168 amino acids.